Molecule: messenger RNA, 354 nt
Organism: Prunus armeniaca (apricot)
Lineage: Eukaryota; Viridiplantae; Streptophyta; Magnoliopsida; Rosales; Rosaceae
Source: the annotation of a GenBank genome assembly
AUGAAGAACUUUUUUGAUUUGUUUGCUCGGAUGACCGAGAUUAAAAACAGUACAACGGUGGAGGUUGAAAUAAGAGAGGUUGAGAGAGGUGAUAUCUCGGAGGGAAGGCUAGUUGCUAAGAUGCCACCUGCGGGUCGCAAAUUGAUAAGAGGGAAGAAAUUCCUGGAUCAUAGUUCUUAUACUGGUGUUCCCAGAACCGUUCAUGUCAUCGCAACUGCUAAUGGUACGAGGACAGCGACGGUCCUUCCAGCACAGUAUUUCAAUACCAACGGACGAGUCACCUUUCUUCUAGAAAAUGGAAAACUGGUGGCGGCGGCAGAAACGAUCCCCCAAAAAAGCAUCAUCAUGAGGUAA